Molecule: messenger RNA, 2503 nt
Organism: Ipomoea nil (Japanese morning glory)
Lineage: Eukaryota; Viridiplantae; Streptophyta; Magnoliopsida; Solanales; Convolvulaceae
Product: U-box domain-containing protein 9-like
Exons: 2
Coding region: 259-1611 (450 amino acids)
Biological process (GO): protein ubiquitination
Cellular component (GO): nucleus; cytoplasm
Molecular function (GO): ubiquitin-protein transferase activity
Source: RefSeq, a predicted model, not a curated record
UUACUCCGAAUUUGAUAAAUCUUUUACGCCACACUGAACUUACACUUAAACGCAAAGAGGUCGCUGGCAUGUGAGCGAGUGCCAGUGAGGAAGUGUACGUACAUAGAGAGAGAGAGAGAGAGAAAGAUGGAAGAUAACAAUGGAAGUAGAAAGCUGGAUCGGAAAACUGUAAUGGAAGAAGAAAACCCAUUUUGAAUUUCUUAAUAGGGAGGGAGGAGGGUUCGUAAAGAUUCGAAUUUUGGAGAGUUUUAAUGAGUGAUGGCGAAGACAGGGGUAACAGAAGGAGGUGAUCCGGCUCCGGCGGCGCCGCCGGGGGCGGCGGAGUUGAAGGAGGAGUUGCAGAGGGCGGUGAAGGCAGUAGUAAGCGAGGAUGGUGUCAAUGCGGAGGCCAUUGAUAGAGCCCAGCAAGCACUAUGCGCCUUAAGAGGCCUCCACCCUGAGCAGAACAACAACUCUUUUCCGGCGGAGUUCCGGUGCCCGCUUUCCGGCGAACUCAUGAAGGACCCCGUCGUUGUUUCUUCUGGCCAGACUUAUGACAGACCAUUCAUUCAGAAAUGGUUAAAUUCUGGGAAUAGGAUAUGCCCACAGACACAACAGGUGCUCUCACACACUAUUCUUACACCUAAUCACUUGAUUAGGGGUAUGAUAUCAAACUGGUGCAAGGUUAAUGGGAUAUGGUUCCCGGAUCCUCCUGUUCAGUGCUUGAACGAGGAUGGCGUCGUUACGGAUGCUGAUCGCCACAACUUUCUCGUCUUGCUCGAGAAGAUGUCCUCGAGUUCGUGUGUGCAGAGAAGCGCAGCGAGGGAGCUGCGUUUGUUGACGAAGAGAAUGCCUUCGUUCAGGGCGUUGUUUGGGGAGUCGAUGGGAGCAGCCAUGCCUAAGUUGCUGUCCCCUUUCUCUCGAGUCGAUGUACACCCUGAUCUCCAAGAAGACAUAAUCACGACGAUCUUGAACCUCUCCAUCCAUGAUAGUAACAAGAAGCUCGUGGCAGAAACCCCGAGGGUGAUUUCUGUUCUUAUUGAUUCGUUAAGGUCCGGGGCGAUUGAGACGAGGAGCAAUGCAGCUGCUGCCAUCUUUACACUAUCAGCUCUUGAUUCCAAUAAGGCGCUUAUUGGGAAAUCGGGUGCCUUGAAGCCUCUUAUUGACCUCUUAGAAGAAGGGCAUUCUUUGGCGAUGAAAGAUGUUGCUUCAGCUAUUUUCGUUCUGUGUGUUCUCCAUGAGAACAAGGCGAGAGCUAUCAGAGACGGGGCGGUUAGAGUCCUCGUCGAGAAGAUUAUGAACAGAGUUCAUGUCGAUGAACUACUAGCCAUCCUUGCUAUGCUGUCUAGCAACCAUAGAGCAAUCGAGGAAAUGGGAGAGCUCGGGGCUGUCCCAUCCCUGCUUAGUCUAAUCCGGGACACAUCUUGUGCCCGGAACAAGGAGAACUGCAUCGUUAUCCUCUAUGCAAUCUGUUCUGCUGAUCGAACGAAGUUGAAGGAGAUCAAGGACGAGGAGAGUAGCCACGGUACGAUCUCCCAGCUCGCUCAAAAUGGCACUUCACGGGCCAAGAGGAAGGCUAGCGGGGUUCUUGAUAGACUCAACAGGGGAGUCGGUUUCAUCCACACUGCAUGAUGAAGCUCACACAAUCUGUACAUUCUUCGCCUUUUGAAUGUUCUGUAUAUUCAUUCCAUCUAGUCGAGGUUUUAUCAAUAACACCCACAACCAAUAUCAUCAGUUCAUUCGUUCAUCUAUAAGCUUGAGAAGCUCAAAUAAAGCAGCAUGUUUCCAGUUUUCCAAAGAGAGCGACACCAUUGUAAAACUUAUUACUGCAAAUAUCUCUAUUGAGGGCUCACAGGGCGACGAAGAAUCCUUCCAACUUCUUUGCUGGCUCUGUGGGUGUACUUUGUUUGGGCAUUAGAAGAGUCAAAACAUCAUUGCCACUAUCUAUAUCAGGUCCAGGGAUGAAUGAAUGAGUGGUUUCUGUCUUACUGAAGGGGUUAGGGUGGUGCUCUGAUCCCUACUAGUGUGGUCCUUCCAAUGUGCAAUCCAACCAGCCAUGUCAGGUUAGGAUGUAUCAUUCAAACAUCUGGCUAGACCGCAACUGCAAAGCCAGAGGAUCGAUUCUUGUAUGUAUGUGUGUGUAUAUGUCAAAAAGAGCUUCAGACCAGUCUUUCUAUCGAGUAAGAGUCAAACUCGCCUUGUACCCGGACCAAACCCAGAUCAGUCUCACAUAGUAGAGAUAUCGGGUGUUAUACGUUGAUACAAAAAUAUCUAGCAAGCCCACCCCCCACCCCCACCCCAUCAUUGUAGUAAGAGUCAAACUCGCUCUGUACCCGGACCAAACCCAGAUCAGUCUCACAUAGUAGAGAUAUCGGGUGUUAUACGUUGAUACAAAAAUAUCUAGCAAGCCCACCCCCCCCCCCCCACCCCAUCAUUGUACUAAUCAAGUGACUCAUGGUCAUAUCAGCAGUGUGUUGUAAAGAGGGAAAUUGAAUCCUAGAAUUUCUGUAUGAAGCUUUUGUUU